AAUAAAAGGAGGGAAUGGUGAGCAUUUUUUAACGUGGAAAAUUGACGAAGUAGAAAACUCAGGUCUGUGUCCCCAACCGAGGUCGGUUGGGGGUUGGGGUUGAUGGCAGUUCCCAACCACGCAACCACGCAGAAACGUCGACAAUGGCGUCUCCCGCAAUGAUUGCGAGAUCGGCUCGUUGCUCUCAAGCCUGUUGGACGAGCCAUCUCCGACACCAUCAGCAGCAGAGAUGGGUGCCCAUUGUUGGACGGUCGCAAGUCCAUCUUGGAUUUCCACUGGCAAGGCCUUUCCAUUCUUACUCUUUUUUGCUGGUGGAAGACAACAGUUCCAAGAACGCUUCACGGUUCUACAACCACAAGGCGUUGCAGCGAGCUCGAAUCAAGGGAGAAUUGAAACCUUUGCUGUCUUUGGCUAUCCAGGAAUUUUUGAAAGAGAAACAGCAACGAUCAAUGGCAAAGGAUUACUUCAAUGAUUCUGUCAUGUUGCUAGCUCGUUGGAACGGGUAUGGGCCGAUCGACCCAUCAAGAAUCGUCGUAGAGAGCCAUUUCCAAGCAGGAAAGCUACCCUUAGGUCAAGGAUUGGUGGCAGAGCCGACCCCUUCUGCAUCCGACAACUACAAAAUUUUUGCAAGACGUUGCCCAGAUUUGUCUGCAACUAAUCAGGAGGACCAGCAGCAUCCUACAUUUGUGGAAGAAGAUGCAUCGUGGUACCGCCAUUUGGAGGCCCGAGUCAAUGAGAAUUUGGAUCGGUGGGAAGAGCAGGCAUAUAAAAGACGACAGCUACGCCUCAAAAGUGCCAAGCAGGCAUCGCAGCGAUUGUUGGACUCCAUCCAAGCCCCAGUGGCAAAAACUUUCAUAGUUGUGACGACUCGAGUGGGACCAGUGGUGGAAAGUGUUCGGUCCACUGUCAAAAUCGGCGUGAAAAGCUUAAAGGACCAAAAGAAAAAGCCGACGGAAAAAGACCCACUUUCAGGAAAGACCGACUCCUCAAAGAAAAGUACGGCCACUGAUACUGGUGCAGAAGCUCCAAAAGCAUAUGACAAUUCAUCGGUCGCGCGCAACGAGUGGAAUGAAACAGAUCCUGAAGAUUUGAUCAUUCUCACAAAAGAUGGCUCAAUGUUACUUCUGAUGGAGAAGGUCCAUCCAAGUGUUAGGCUCCUGGCCUUGCCAAUCAUCCACGACGUAUCAGUGUCAGCAGAUGGGAACAGCACAAGCAGAGGGAAGCCCAAACCGCCGUUUCGCCUUCGGCUGGCACGUGGAGGAUUGGUCAUUACCGCCUCCUUCAUUGCACUUGGUGCCUUGGCACCUGCAUAUCGAUCUCUCAAGUUCAUCUUGACAUAUCCAAAUACCGCUGAAAUUGUCAUGAUCACGCUUGUGGGAAGUAUGGCGUAUAGCAUGUGGUCUUGGAUCUCGCAUUCCAAAACACGACAACGGGAGCUUGUUGCUACCGCUAUUCAAUCUAGAUUGGUCGCCAGGGGCCACGCUGCGGUGGCCGUCUUGACCAAUGGGGCGGUUGAAAGGUUAGCAGAAGUCAUUAUGGAAGAAUAUGCAACAAGAUUACUCUCUGCUGACGAGACAAUGAAGGAUGCGCCAGACCCAUUUGUGAUGGAGAUUGGUCGCGCCGUUGGACUGUUUCGGGUGUCGCCAGACCAUCCUGCAAACGGCUCUCGUGAUAGCAAUCACAAACAACCAAUUGUUGCUGUGGAGUGGGAAGAAGCUCGCGAAGAAUUGCUGCAUGUCUUGGCACGGCGACGGUGAUUGAUCAAGUUCAGAGAAACAGGGAUGUCAACACACACCCGACAGGAGGAAUUGUACUGCUUAUGCUUCAUGUGAUUGUCAUGCUUUGAUGCCGCUUCUCCAAGGUGCCAAUGAAACCAAGGGAUGCCAGUGAGAGUGCGUUUUGCUUGUAGGCUCCCGAUGAAUCUCCGUGGUGCUGCAGCACUUGUCUCUCUUCUGUCUAUCGGUUGCUUUGAUGAAACAAACAUUAUCCUUGUGCAUUGUCUAGAUGAUGGAUAGGCCAGGCACCCUCACUGGUAACUGCAAGGCUCAAUUGAUUUGUUUGGCCAUCGCUUCAUUCGAGAGAGCAAGUGUCCUAAAGUGAGAGAAGGCAGAACCCUUGCAAAUACUUAUGCUUGCAAGCAUCACAGUCAAGCAAACAGAACGCUGUAGUACUAAUGAGAGUUGAAUUCUAUCUUCCUGUGGAACUAACAUGUAUGAAUGUAAUGUAUUCUUUAUUAAUACCGCCCCAAUUGAACAUAUAUCGGC
Messenger RNA from Seminavis robusta, 2264 nucleotides. NCBI's taxonomy places the organism in Eukaryota, Bacillariophyta, Bacillariophyceae, Naviculales, Naviculaceae. The record is from the annotation of a GenBank genome assembly.